AUGUCGCCGGCGCAUCCGCAAUCGAGGCUAGGCCAGUCCACUGGCUUCUCCUCAAUCAAGAAGGCACAGAACGUUGCGGCGAAGGCCGCUGCCCAACGCCUGGCGCAGGUCAUGGCUUCACAGGUAGCGGACGACGAGGAAGAAGACGAAGAUUUCCAAUUCGCUCGGCCGGCUCCUGCUUUUUCCAGUAAUGUUAAGCGUAACAACAAUAGUAUACCUGCCGUUUCGUUGGCUAGGCCUAAUAGAUCACCGUCUCCUGCGUUAGGUCGCAACUUUAUGGAGCAUACUUCUUCAGUUCGUUCGACAUCUGCUGGAAGACCAUCAGUGUCAGUUCAUUCAACGACAAUAGUGGCACCUAGUCAAGGAACACUAAGAACUCCAUUCAGCAUUCCACCAAUAGAGCCUCCUAGUAGCAGACUAAAAGAAAAAAGGUUGAACCAGUGCACGGCACCUUCCUUCUCCAUAACAUUGUCUGCAAGGUUCCCAUUCCUUAAUGAAGACCAUAGAUACCUCCAUCAAGUGUCUAGCGUCUGCUCCAUGUCACCAUGGGGGUGCUUACUCAAUGCCACAAGGUUUACACCAGAUGUUGGACAUAAAGACUUAAAGGAUGCUGGAAAUCAGCGGGGGGCUUCUGCUCUCAGAGAUGAACUUGAUAUGCUACAGGAGGAGAAUGAGAUUAUACUUGAUAAGCUUCGCCAUGCAGAAGAAAAGCGUGAAGCAGCGGAGGCCAGAGCCCGGGAAUUAGAAAAACAAGUAGCUUCUCUUGGAGAAGGCAUAUCACUGGAAGCAAAGUUGUUGAGCAGGAAGGAAGCUGCACUGCGUCAAAGAGAGGCUGCCCUUAGAGCUGCAAAACAAGUAAAAGAUGGGAGAGAUGAUGAAAUUGCUGCCCUUCGUGUGGACAUUGGGAAUUUAAAAGAUGAUACUACAAAUGCUCUAGAACAACUCCAAGAAGCUGAAUCUGAAGCAAAAGCUCUUCGCACAAUGACUCGGAGAAUGAUUUUGACUAAAGAGGAGAUGGAAGAAGUUGUUUUGAAAAGAUGUUGGCUCGCUCGCUAUUGGGGCAUCUGCACAGAUAUAGCUGUCUCAAAGCAUGAGCACUGGUCAUCCUUGGCACCCCUUCCAUUUGAAGUAGUAAUUUCUGCUGGACAAAAGGCCAAGGAGGAGUCUUGGAAUAAUGGCAAUGAUUCAGAGCAGAGGAUCAAACUUGUUCGUGAUUUGAAUGACUUAACUGGGGAAGGAAAUAUUGAAAGCAUGCUUUCAGUUGAAAUGGGUUUAAGGGAGUUAGCAGCCUUGAAGGUUGAGGAUGCUGUUGUGCUUGCAUUUGCCCAUUCCCGAAGGCCAAAUUUUGUUCGACAAUUCCCCUCAGAUCCAAAAUCAUCUGGUGAUCCCAAAUUCAUGGAGGCAUUUGGUAAUAUAGAUGCUCUUAUUGUUUCUGAUGUUAAUCUUUGA
Molecule: messenger RNA, 1449 nt
Organism: Thlaspi arvense
Lineage: Eukaryota; Viridiplantae; Streptophyta; Magnoliopsida; Brassicales; Brassicaceae
Source: the annotation of a GenBank genome assembly